Leptopilina heterotoma is the source of this 5101-nucleotide messenger RNA. RefSeq lists its product as uncharacterized. NCBI's taxonomy places the organism in Eukaryota, Metazoa, Arthropoda, Insecta, Hymenoptera, Figitidae. The transcript is spliced from 2 exons. The record is from RefSeq and is a predicted model, not a curated record. The coding region runs from base 1208 to 5020 and encodes 1270 amino acids.
AAUGGUGGGGGACACCACAUGGUGGGGAGAGAGACCUACAAGGGAGACCGGCACACGGCAGAGAGCUCAUUCGGCUCAUAGCAGCAGUUUGAGCAGGUCGCGAUGGAGAGCUGCUACGAGUGUCAGGUGCGAGCGAUCUCAAUGUAUAAUUUGCAGAAUGAAGGGAAUGAACUCCCGCUUCCCGCAACUCCUCCAGGGCCGUCCCAGUCACCGUGGUACCAGGUGGUGAAUCCGCUACCACCUUCGGUGGACGUCAGGUCGCCGACAUCGGAGCUGUCACCGCUGCACGCCAUGUAUCCUAUGUGGCGGCCAUAUUCACCACCCUGGGCGUUGGUGGAACGACCGCCGACACCACCUCAACUCAGGAUGGAACCGGAGUCUCCCCCACCCUUCAUUCAGUUGGGGACUCCACCCAGGUCGCCUACACCGGUGGAAUGGCUGCCUACAACUCCGCCAGGAAGUCCACCACGGUGUAGGUCACCGAUACCCAGGGUGGAGUCCCCCGAGCCCAGGGUAGAGGAGAGAGAGCCGGCGGGACCUCCACCAGAGGCGCAGCCACCGCCCGCUCACGGUCGGCGUCGCUGCCAUCGACGGCGGCGCGUAACUUUAAAUUUAACUCUGAAUUUUAUUUUUAAUAAUCAAUAAAUUUUUUAUUUUUUUUGUAAAUUAGUAUAUUUAUUUUGCGUAUCCUGUAUAGAAAUUGUUACGACUGCGUUAGAGUAAGAGUGUUGCGCAUGCGUGAAUAGGUGGGGGAAAAUUUAAGAGUAGGGAUGCGUGAUAGGUUGGAGUGAGGGUAAAUGGUCUAGUGCGCAUGCGUGAAAGGUAGGAGUGGGGAUUUCGGGGUAUAUAUUCAGGGAUUUUGGCGAGUUUAGUCAGUAGCUGUUCUGUUCACAGAUUCAGCGGUUCCAACAGCAGCAGCAUCAGCAGAUUCCCCUUGCCAUUACUAAUUGUCUUUUUUGUUAUAUUUACUGUCUUUUUUGUUACAUUUACUGUGUUUAUUGCAUUUACUUUGUAUUGGUUUGUAGGUUAAGUUCUUUACUUUGUAAGUUCGUUUUGUUUAGUAUAAGUAUUUUAGUUUGUAAGUUCAUUCUUUUGUUAGUUUGUAAGUGUGUUCUUUUUAGUUUGUAAGUGUGUUCUUUUGUUAGCUUGUAAGUGUGUUCUUUAUUCUUUUUUGUUAGCUUGUAAGUGUUUAAUUUCAGGUGCAGAGAUGAAGCGUAAGGCGAAGACCACCGAUGGACCACCACGUAAGUAUCCGAAUUACGGUACUAUUCUCGACGAGAGUGACGUAACUAUUACUCUCAUCAAGGAGGCUCUAGAGUUGAUUCCUCUUUUAGACGACGUCAAUUUAAGACGUUCAUUCGUUGGGAGAUGGAUUGUAGAAUGCUCACAACAUGAAAACGUGUUAUCGAGCAUUCUCAAGUCGAUGUACUUUACACAUCAAAAGAAAAGAUGUGUGAGCAUUCUACAAUCCAUAAUUAGACUUCGCGCAUUAUUUGAGUCCCACGUAGUAGAUGGCGCUGGAAUCGGUGACCCAGACAUUAAUAAACGUGUUCGCUGGGAAGAAUGUGAGAGUGCGUUUGCGUGUAGACUGUACACUAAUGUGAUUCUGAAUCUAGUGCACAUUGAUAUAAGCGCGUUUUUAGACGAUGCGUCUAGACUUUUUCAGGACCGCAUUAGAGAUGCUAUAAACAAAUAUGGUCCUAUUUUGGUGUAUGGUGUUCUCAUUGCCAACUUUAAAAGGGUUGAGAAUGAGGAAGAAGUAGCUAAGCCAAUUCCGUUUGGAACUAAGGCUAACAGCAUCUUCCCCACAACCCUUUUAGAUGAUUGGUUUGAUGAGAACAUCAAGCAGCCAAUCUUGCGCAGUGUAGAAGAGUUUCACGCAAAGGGAUCAAAUUGGAAUCUUCAGUCUAUUAUAAGACUUGAAGUGAAUGUAAACAAAUACAAUCCAAUGCGUGCGAGCUCAUACAUUGAUCUACCUUCACAAAUUAAAAGAAAGAAAGCCUGUAUUAACGUGCAAAACAAAGAUAACGAGUGCUUUAAGUGGGCGGUACUGUCAGCCUUACAUCCAAAUGUCGUGAGAAGUGAUCGUGUUUCUAACUAUAAAGAAUUUGAAAAUGAGUUAAAUUUUGACGGAAUAGAUUUCCCAGUAACGUUAAAAAAUGUCCCGAAAUUUGAAAAAUUAAAUGAUAUUUCAAUUAAUGUCUAUGGUUUAUCAAAAUACUAUGGGGACUUCUCAACACAUCCUCUCCAUCUCACUGCGGAAAAAAGAGAUAAGCAUGUAAAUCUCUUGUAUGUUGCCGACAUGUAUGCGGAUGAAAGUGUUGACAGUAAUGCAUUGUAUGACGAUGAUGGUUUUAUGAAUUUCCAUUAUGUAUGGAUAAAAAAUUUGUCACAUCUUGUUUCGAAACAAUUGUCUGCUAAAAAUGGUAAAAAACAUAUCUGUGACCGAUGCUUACACUACUUUUCAUCUGUAGAUAGAUUGAAUGCACACAUUGAAAAUUGUAAAAAAGUGAAUGAGUGUAAAGUAACGUUACCAAAACCUGACAAGAGUCUGAUUACAUUUAAAAAUUAUAAAAAUAAAGAAAAGGUGCCAUAUGUAAUUUACGCUGACUGUGAAAGUCUACUUCUUCCCGCCGAUGAAGAUGUAGACAAUUUAAGUAAGACUGAGGUAUUCCAGCGUCACAAAUUGUUAAGCAUAGGCUAUUAUAUAAAAUGCAGCUACGAUGAAUCAUUAUGUAAAUAUGUACCAUGUCCGAAAAAUGAAUCCGACCCUGCCAAAUGGUUUACUGAGGAAUUAAGGCAAUUAUCUGAAAAAAUUGAUAAUGUAUUCAAAAAUCCGAUACCAAUGAAUGCCUUAACUCCUCAAGAAAUCAGUGACUUCAAGCGAGCGACAAUAUGUCACAUUUGUAAUGAGAAAAUACCGGCAAGCGAAAAGAAAGUCCGUGAUCACUGUCACCUUACUGGCAAAUAUAGGGGUGCUGCCCAUGAAUCGUGCAAUCUAAACUAUCAAGAUUGUCAAACGAUCCCCGUAGUAUUUCACAACCUAAGUGGCUAUGACGCCCAUUUUAUAAUUCACGCGAUUUCGACGAGCUUUGAAGGAAAAAUUGACCUCCUCCCCAUUAACAAAGAGAAGUAUAUCUCUUUUACUAAACAUGUCAAGGGGAGUGAGGUCAAAUUUCGAUUCAUUGACUCAUUGCGAUUUAUGGCAGCAUCUCUAGAGAAACUCGCAUCGUACCUAGACGAGUACAAAAUCGUCAACUCCGUUUUUGCCAGUACGGUGACAGAUCCGGAAAAAAUUAAAUUAUUGACGCGCAAGGGUGUAUUCCCUUAUGAGUACUUUGACUCGAAAAGUAAGUUAGAUGAGACAGAAUUGCCCCCGAUCGAGAAAUUUUAUAGUACGCUUUAUGAUGCCGGUAUUUCUGAUGACGAGUAUGCGCAUGCGCAGAAAGUAUGGACCGAGUUUGACUGUCAGAAUCUCUACGACUAUGUACAUUUGUAUAUGAAAACAGAUGUAUUGUUACUUGCGGAUGUCUUUGAAAAUUUUCGAAAAGAAUGUGUUAAAGCGUACGGGUUAGAUCCUGCUCACUAUUAUACGACCCCCGGUUUAACUUGGGAUGCUAUGCUCAAGUACACGAGCAUAGGAUUGCAACUAAUAACCGAUAUCGAUAUGAUUAUGUUUGUUGAGUCUGGUAUUAGAGGUGGCAUAAGUCAAUGCUGCAACCGAUAUACUAUAGCGAAUAAUAGAUAUAUGGAAAAUUUCGAUGAUAGCAAAGAUACAAGCUACAUCAUGUACUUUGACGCCAACAAUUUAUAUGGCUGGGCAAUGGCUCAAGCGCUCCCUUAUGGCGGCUUCAAAUGGGUUGAUAAUGUCGACAACUCCUUCGAUUUUAAUGUGCCUGACGAUUCACCUGUUGGGUACAUACUCGAAGUUGACUUGGAGUAUCCUGAAAAUCUCCACGAUACUCACAAAGAUAUGCCAUUUUGCGCAGAAAAUGCGAAACCACCCCUCUCGAAACAGGAGAAAUUAUUAACAACUCUCCAACCAAAAGAAAAAUAUGUGAUCCACUACCGCACUUUAAAACAAGUUGUCGCCAACGGCAUUAAGCUUGUUAAAAUUCAUCGAGUCUUACAGUUUAAGCAAUCAACAUGGCUUAAACCAUAUAUAGACUAUAAUACGAUGAUGCGAACCAACGCCAAGAAUGAGUUCGAGAAAAAUUUGUUCAAGCUCAUGAACAAUGCGGUAUACGGUAAAACAAUGGAAAAUGUCCGUAAACAUGUCGACAUUAAGCUUGUCACCCAAUGGUUUGGCCGCUAUGGAGCUGAAGCCCUUAUUUCUCGCCCCAAUUUCCAUAGUCGAGCAAUAUUCGACGAAAAUCUGGUUGCCAUUGAACUGCGUAAAACCGAGGUACUACUCAACAAACCAAUCUAUGUGGGGUUAAGUGUGCUCGAUGUUUCCAAAACGCUAAUCUACGAUUUUCACUACGGGUAUAUGUUAAAAAAAUACGGCGACAAUUGUAAACUGAUGUAUACCGAUACAGACAGUCUAAUCUAUGAAAUUAAAUGUAAAGAUGUCUACAAUGAUAUGAAAAAUGACAUCCAAAAGUUCGAUACGUCAGACUAUCCCGCAAACAACGUGUACGGCAUUCCGCAAGCCAACAAAAAGAUUCUCGGUCUAAUGAAAGACGAAUGUAACGGCAAGAUCGUUACCGAAUUUGUUGGCUUGCGGAGUAAGAUGUACAGCGUACGGGUUGAAGGUAAAGAUUUUAUUAAAAAAGCUAAAGGCAUUAAAUCCGGCGUUGUGAAAAAAUCGAUUCACUUUGAUGAUUAUGUAAAAUGUCUGCGAGAUUUUGACAUUCAAACUCGAACACAGUAUAAUAUAAGAUCGCGACUACAUAACCUCGAGACUGUAAAACAAAUUAAAGUAGCUUUAAGUCCGCAAGACGACAAACGGUAUUUGUUACCGGGGAGUACCGACACUCUACCGUGGGGACAUUAUGCGAUCCCUAAAAUCGACGAAUGAUUUUGUAAAACAUGAUUGUAAAAAAAUAAAAGGUUUGUUAAUAAAUAAUGCAAUUAUAUAUACAAUUUCCAUGUGUUUUUA